UUUUCGGAACCGCGCGUGCUCCGAUCUCGAGCCGCUUUGGCAUUCCGUAAUGGUGGACGUUCGAUUGGUAAACACGAGGAUAAAUUUCGUCGAUACAACUCCGGUUAUCAUAUUUGUCACCACAAUAGAAUUCCUUAAAUCUGUCCUAAGCUUCUUAACGAUCUCGUUACAUUAUUUAAAAGUUCGUAAAGAUACUAGCUUAACCUCGAAUUCGUAGUUUCGAUCAACGAUGUAACCAGGCCAAUUGACGGCAUUUCGAUGUGUCAUUUACAAGGUGCUCUCUCUAUCGUAGAGAUCAUUAUAUCAAAAUACGAAGGAUCGAAGACACGUUUGACAUUAAACGUAAAUCAUCGUUUAAACCGUUUAACCUUGGUCCAUCCUCCUCGAUGGAGUUGAAUAAACUUAUGAGUUCGUUCGAGGAAUUCGAUGACUCUUAGUAGUAAAUUACUUUCAUUCUGCAUCCUUUGAGACAGGAUGGCUGAAAAGUCGAGGAAAAUCGUUACGAGGUUUCAUCCGACACACGGAGAGAACAUCGUACUUCGCGAGGACAGCACGGUAGCUUAUCGCACUGCGAGCUUCGCGAACUCUUUAGCGUUCAGCGAGAAACCAUUACAACCAGGUGAGAUUUUCUUAGUAGAAAUCGAGAAGACUGAAAGUGGUUGGAGCGGUCACAUGCGUCUUGGAUUGACUUUGAUUGACCCAGCUUCCGUUAAGAACAGUCUGCCCCAAUAUGCCAUGCCCAAUCUGGUCAAACUCGGUAAUACCUGGAUCUUCGCUAUCACCAAAAGUUAUACUAUUUGGGAUAGCUUCGAAGGUAUCGCAGGCACUGGCUAUGGCGAAGGUAUCCCCACAAGGGAGAAGAAGCUGGUCACAGAUGGAGUAAACGUUCAAACAUCUCGGGGUGUUAUACCGUUUAAUGCUCUUAGACCAAACACUAUUGGAUCCUCCCAUUAUUUUUUGCCUACCGACGCUGGCAGUCGUAUUGGAAUUAUGUAUGUGCCGCAAGCUGGAUCUGAUACAGCAGAGAUGCAUUUUAUUAUAAAUGGAGAAGAUCAAGGAGUAUGUAGCAAGGACAUACCUUACAAGGCUGGACCAUUACGUGCUGUGGUAGAUGUUUAUGGUACUACGAAACAAGUGAGGAUAGUGCAACUGUACGGUGUGUCAACAUUACAAAGCGCCUGUAGAGAUGCUAUUUUGCAAUAUACCAAAAGGAACGCGGUGGACUCUCUUCCACUUCCUCGGAUAUUAAAGGAUUAUUUACUUUAUCAAUCACAGUGAGAAAUAUUACAUUCCAUUUUAUUGUUUUAUUUUUUUCUCUUCUCAUUCAUAUAUCAAUUGCCAUUUUGUUUUUGUUUUUUUAUCACUUAAGAAUUUGUUUUUUGCAUUUAUUUUUACAUUAUCCAUUUAGCAACUGAUAUCAUACAUAAGUUACUGAUACAUAAGUAAUGAAGAAAUUUGUACAUGUUUCCAUUAUUCUUUAGGAAAAGAAUGUUUCCAUUACAUCACAUUGAUAUUUGUAUAUGAGAAUGCAUUCAAUAACAUUCACAUUUAGCAAGUAAGUUAUCUCCUUCCAAUAAUAUUAUUGCUCAAUUUGCGAGUGUAAAUAGUGUAAGAAAAAUCAUUGUUAAAAAGAAAAACGUCAUUUAACAAAAAAUUAAAUCAAACGAGGGCAAUUUCUUGCUAUAGGCCUUCUCAUUCUAUUUGAAAAUUAUAAUUAUACAUAAUAAUAAAGUUUAUUAUUUAAUAUGAUCUUAAAUUAAAAAAUUGUUCUAUAAUAAGAUAUGCCCAAUGAUACUCAAUAUGCAAGAUUUAAUAUUUCUUAUUGACUUCAUGAUUUGUUAUAUUCAUGAAAUAAAAUACAUAAGUAUAUCGACGAGCAUUUUUUGUAGCGAUCAUUGUAUGACUAUCGUGAGAAUGAAUGCAUGAAUUUUAAAAUUAUUCAGAUCUGACAUGUUUUCCAAAAUAAAUGUAUUUAUAACUAAA
This is a messenger RNA of Vespula vulgaris, 1983 nucleotides long. Its product is annotated as neuralized-like protein 2. Gene Ontology annotation, biological process: intracellular signal transduction. NCBI's taxonomy places the organism in Eukaryota, Metazoa, Arthropoda, Insecta, Hymenoptera, Vespidae. The record is from RefSeq and is a predicted model, not a curated record. The transcript is spliced from 3 exons. Gene Ontology annotation, molecular function: ubiquitin protein ligase activity. Bases 475 to 1278 code for a protein of 267 amino acids.